Molecule: messenger RNA, 2128 nt
Organism: Onychostoma macrolepis
Lineage: Eukaryota; Metazoa; Chordata; Actinopteri; Cypriniformes; Cyprinidae
Gene: ndel1a
Product: nudE neurodevelopment protein 1-like 1a
Exons: 10
Coding region: 140-1126 (328 amino acids)
Biological process (GO): centrosome localization; regulation of neuron projection development; microtubule nucleation
Cellular component (GO): kinesin complex; kinetochore; centrosome
Molecular function (GO): microtubule binding
Source: RefSeq, a predicted model, not a curated record
GAGAGAGAGAGAGAGAGAGAGAGUGAGAGUGAGAGAGAGAGAGAGAGAGAGGAUGCUGAAAUACUGAAGGCUGUGGCAGGAUCACAGUCAGCCCUACUAUCAGCGUUAAAGAUCCUGGAAAUGUGCAGGUUUAUCUGUCAUGGAUGCAAGUAUGAUACCAAAAUUCGCCUCCAAAGACGAGGAAAUUGACUUCUGGAAGACUCUUUCACUCAAGUACAAGAAAAGUUAUAAGGAGGCACAGGAGGAGUUGCUGGAGUUCCAAGAGGGGAGCAGAGAGCUGGAGACGGAGCUGGAGACACAACUGGGCCAAGCAGAGCAUCGCAUCAGAGACCUGCAGUCGGACAACGAGAGACUGCAGCAUGAGCUCGACUCACUCAAGGAGAAGCUAGAGUAUCAGUAUGCUCAGAGCUAUAAACAGAUCUCCGUGCUAGAGGACGACCUCAGCCAGACUCGAGGCAUCAAGGAGCAGCUGCAUAAAUAUGUCAGAGAGUUAGAGCAGGCCAAUGACGACCUGGAGAGAGCUAAGAGAGCCACGAUUACAUCUCUGGAGGACUUUGAGCAGAGGCUGAACCAGGCCAUCGAGAGGAACGCCUUUCUGGAGAGUGAACUGGAUGAGAAGGAGUCUCUCCUGGUGUCUGUGCAGAGACUAAAAGAUGAAGCCAGAGAUUUGCGGCAAGAGCUUGCGGUGCGAGAGAGGCCAGAGGUGACACGAAUGUCGGCCCCCAGCUCUCCGACUCCAGACAAUGACAAAACAGACUCAGCAGUCCAGGCCUCCCUGUCUCUGCCGGCUACACCACUCAGCAAGAACCUGGACAAUGCUUUCACCAGCCAGACAGCUCUGGCCAACAGCUCCACUAAUGCAGCCCUCACACCAUCUGCCAGAAUAUCAGCGCUCAAUAUUGUUGGAGAUUUACUGCGCAAAGUUGGGGCUUUAGAGUCCAAGCUCGCAGCCUGUCGAAAUUUUGCCAAGGACCAGGUAGCCAGGAAGAACUAUGUCACAAACGUCAAUGGAAAUCUGAUUAACGGAGACAUUUCAAAUUACUCUCACUCUCUCCACACAUCCUACUUCGACAAAGCCAGAAGAGAGAGGGUCAUUUUCCCGGCGUUGCUUCUGGCAGGACAGUGAACGGUUUGGACCCCGGUGCCGUGACGAACAUCACAGCUCCGCCGCGCUCCAACUCUCCAUCCAGCCUGGUGCUCAGCGUGUGACCCUCAAACACACACAAACUCCAUUACAACCACUAUACAGCAAUAUAACAAUUCACUACUGAGAUUACAGUGGGUUACAAUGCGGUUAGUAACUGUAGCAGCAUCUCAUACUAGUCUCUGCAUUGCAAUAUCCUACAUUUUACUGCUGAAGUACUUGUUAAUAGUUCUUAAAAUUGUAUAAACCCAUCUAAUAUAUUUAUGGUUACUGCUAAUUUAGGUAUAAGCAUAUAUGUACAUAUUUAAUUUAGUUUUCUCUGUUCUUUGCAAAUGUUUUGUCUUUUACCACAGUCCAAAAAUGUAUUUAUUGAUAUAGUGUUGGAUGGCAAUGUAUGUGAAAGCUAAAAACAAAGGGAAUUUAUGUUAUUAAUAUAUGUUGUGCAACACAUGCAGUGUUGGUGUAUGAGAAGGUAGACCCGAUAUUGUCUAUAUGAUAUAUGGUAUAUUGAAGGAAAAAAGAAGAUGAAGGGAGGAGAUUUGACUAUCUAGACUUACAUGUGCACUUAUAUGUCAUGGAAACUGGUUUCCAUUUUUAUCCCCAAUUUUUUGUAUUUGUUCACAAGGUCAUUUUAUUUGGGUAAGUGCUAGUGUGUGCCUCAGAUGGGUAAACUUCCCCUGAAAUGUGGCCAAGUGUGAAACGUAUUUGGAGUUGCACAUGAAAGGUUUGUUUGGGCUCCAGCAGGUUUGCAUUUUAAACACUGGUUUGGUUAUAUUGACAAUCAACUGCUGUAGUAAUACUGUAUGACACAUUUGCUACUGAGUCUCAGGCUGGUUUACCAGCCUUAUAGUAUUUGUUGGAAUAUCCAUACCUUAUUUUUCUCCUUGCUGUGAAUUACAAAUCUUAUUAAUUUUGGUUAGUGCAAUGUGUUCCAAAAGCACUUUUUGUUACUUUCGCGUGCUCAAAUAAAUGGUAGUGUUCUCA